GAGGCUUGAGAGCCAGAUAACUUUUUCCAGACGUGACUAGCUAGCCAACUGGCUACUUUUGCUAGCGUUAGUUAGACACUGCAGGGAAAACAAGGACUAUGAAUAAACAUUAAACAUUGAGCGACUCUGGACAAGCUCACACAAUAGUCUAUCCCUUCUUUUUGUUAUUUUUUGAAAGGACAAAAGCUAGCCGACUGUAGUAGCCUACUGUAACCCGUUUUUCUGCUAACGGCUGAGUCGACAACAUUUUUGAAUGGACAUAAUUUAGCAAUCAUCUUUUGGCUAGCUUAUUUAAUUUGUUUAACUGGUGUCCUACUUUAUUCGCCAGUCAAUGCCUGUCCAUUCCCACGGAAAAGAUAGACCCCCGAAGCUGACGUGAGUCGGUCCUGUGAAAGCCUUGCGAUGAGUCCCAGAUAGCAACACUCCAGCUUCUACCACCCCGUCCCUUCUAGGCCCGGUCUUGCCCCAUUUCUCUUAUCACCCAAAAUGGCCGACCCAUCAGAUCUUGUGUCCGACGGGGCCGUGCCUGACGAGCCGAGUAACCCCUGUCUCCUGGAGAUCGAGAGGAAGUAUGAGAUCAUCCCUGCUGUCAUCUGCUCUAUGUGCUGCCUGUUCGGCAUCAUCUACUGCUUCUUCGGCUACCGCUGCUUCAAGGCGGUCAUGUUCCUAUCGGGCCUGAUGUUCGGCUCGGUCAUCAUCUUCCUGCUGUGCCACAAGGAGCGGGUGCUGGACACCCAGCUGAGCGUGGAGGCCAGUGCGGGCAUCGGCCUGGGCAUCGGCCUGCUCUGCGGUCUCGUCACCAUGCUGGUACGCAGCGUCGGCCUCUUCAUGACAGGCCUGCUGCUGGGCCUGCUGCUCGCUCUCUCCGCCCUGCUGGUCACGCACCAGUUCUACACGCCCACCACUGUCUGGGUGCCCCUCGGAGCUCUGCUGGGCACGGGCAUGCUGUGUGCCGUGCUGACCCUCCAGUGGCAGCGCCUCUUCACCAUCCUCUCCACGGCCGUGUUCGGCGCCGCCAUCAUGACCGUCUGCGCCGACUACUUCGUGGAGAUGCUGGCGCUGGCCACCCACGUGUACGACUGCCUGCGGCUGGAGCCGGCGCCGCCGCCGCUCUGCUGGUACAGCUGGGUCAUCCUGGGCAUCUGGCCCACGCUAAGCCUCAUGGGAGUGCUGGUGCAGUGGAAGCUCACUGCUGAGGGCUUCUCCCAUACGGAAGUCAUCAUCAGCAGGAGGCAGAAGAGAGUGCAGCUCAUGCGCAUCAGGCAGAAGGACGCCAAAAAGCGGCAACAGAGCGGCGGCCAGGAGGGCACAUACCGCCGGAAGCCCACGCCUGUCAAGCGCUACGCCGGAGACUUACUCGCACCGAGCUACUUACAAAGCCUGCGGGAUCGUCAGAUGGGCACAGGGAACUCUCUCAGCAGCCUUGGCACUGGCAACCACACCAUGAUCGACUUUGACUAUGAGACGGGCUCCACCGUGCCCCUCACAGCCACCACGCCCGUUAUCCGCGUCUGAUUGGACAGAAAGGAAGGGGGUUCCUCUGAAGGCCACGCCCCUUCCUUCCUUUGUCCAACACCUGCUCCUCACUUCCCAAGUCUUGACUCACUCUGUCCUGGAAACACCCCUUUACAAAAGAAUAAUAUCACCACAUCAAAAAUGCUGUCUUCAUCAUUGUAGACUGGAAAAAAAGAAAAACGGAUCUGGCUGGUUACCUCUCAGUUACUUCAACACACCAUCUCCGUCAAUUUUGCUGUUAAAUUGGGAACUGAAUGCAAGAUCCACAUCUGGCUCUUUCAGUCCAUCCUCGCCACCGUCAGAAUCCAGACUGUGUGGUCCACUUCCUGAGCUGAGUCAAUGGGAACUAGGACUGACAUUUGCGGUGCAGCUCCCCGGCUUGUUAGCGGCUGACGUGCGCUGUAUCAGUUUGAACCACUCUGUGAACAAACCCGGCCUAUGUUUUUUUAGGCCACAAGAUGCAGCGAGUCUAUGAAAAGAGGUGUGUAUGUAUGUGUGUGUGUGUGUGUGUGUGUGUGUGACAGCGUGUCUGGUUGAGUGAAUGGUUGUAGAGUAGCUGAUUUGUGUCUGUUGGGAGGAUGGGACAUUAAUAUGCACAGGCAUCAUCCUAAAUGCAUUGGAAAUGCAGUGAAAAUAACCACAACCCUUACAUUGAAUUGCCAGAAUGGCACAAAGUGAUGUUUUUGUCUCUCUACACGCCUUGGCCUUCCUUGACAAACAACGAGACUAGUUGUUUUUGGAACUAUUCACGAAGGAAAUGAUGUCUUGGACAUCCGUCAGCUUGAGAGUGUGCUUUUCUUCCCAGAUUUUGGAUUCUUAAAAGCUUGUGCUGGUGCUUGUAUCAGUAAUGAGAAAUGAGCAGUGCGCGGACUGAUGAAGGCGUCCUCGCUAGUGCCCGUUUCAUAGUGUGCGCCUGCAGCCUGUGUCUGUACACACGUGAACAAAUGUGUGAAUUGUAUUUCUUGUUUUGUCCAGUCAUUUAUAUGUGACUGUUAAACUCAGUGAAACACCUUAGAAUAUGAGCGAAGCAGUUACCAUGCGGUCCUCAUUAAUAGAAAACCUCAGGGCUGAGCCUUAGCAGCCAUUUUGUAAAUGCUGAAUCAUUGGUAACAUAGUUAAGGCUGGACAUUUUAAUUAAUGAGACAAACUCUAGCUAGCAUACGCAACAUUAGCUAGCAUGUAUUGUAGGUUUAGCAGGUUUAACAGCUGUAGCAUUAAGACUGAACAAAAUCUCUGUGGAACCAUUAGUUAUUUUGCGUCACUCAUUUCUGCUUGUUGUUAUGUUCUUGCUGCAGUUUUUCAUCAACUAUCAUAGAAAAAAUGAAAGUUAUUGUGUAAUUUAUACAAGUAAUAGUGUUGGGAGAUCUUGUCAGUGAAAAAGAGCUACAGCAUUGGUCUGAAUAUUGUAGAUUACUAAAGCAUGUUGUGUGUUGUUUUUAUUUUAUUUUACUUUAUUCUAUUUUAAUUUGUAUAAAAAAAAUACAUGGACCUUGCUCCCAUAACUGUCCCAAAUCUGUACAGAAAUGUUCAUAGGAAAAGUUAAAGAAAACCCUUUGAUAAAACAA
Molecule: messenger RNA, 3080 nt
Organism: Sardina pilchardus (European sardine)
Lineage: Eukaryota; Metazoa; Chordata; Actinopteri; Clupeiformes; Clupeidae
Product: transmembrane protein 198-like
Exons: 6
Coding region: 487-1515 (342 amino acids)
Cellular component (GO): plasma membrane
Source: RefSeq, a predicted model, not a curated record